Messenger RNA from Pelobates cultripes (western spadefoot toad), 42237 nucleotides. The record is from the annotation of a GenBank genome assembly. NCBI's taxonomy places the organism in Eukaryota, Metazoa, Chordata, Amphibia, Anura, Pelobatidae.
CUUUGUUUCAGUAGCGAGUUGCGGUAGGAUCUGGAGCUGCUGUGAGUCUCACUAUCCGGGCUGUGUGUACAAUACAUGCUCUGCAAGUCACAUCACAUACUGCAUACUGCUAGGAGCAGCACCACCCGUGGGAUUUAACCCAGUGUUUCGCCUGGGAUCUAUGCACAUCUCAAUGGACUGUUUGAUUCUUCAGCACAGAUUCUGAUCCACAUCUUCUGCCAUCCUGGGCUGGUUUCCUGAGGAUCAUCUUGGUGACCAACAGGCACCUACAGAGCAAUAAGGGAUUGCUGCCGGAUGCUGGAUCCCCAUGUUCUUCUCGUCGUGUGGCUUUUUCGGAUGCCUUAGGAUACAGUGUAUCCAAGCAGAGGAGUGUUCAGUUUGGAGUUAAUUUUGUUUUUCUUCUUGCACCAGCCGGAGUACCCACACACCAAGCAGGAGUAAGGACUGUCCUUUGGAUCUCCUUCACUACCAGUGCAGGACUCACUGUCACCCUCUGUGGUUUUUUUUUCUCUCCUCGUCCCCUUUGCUUCUACUGAGAGUUUGAGAGGAGCUAGAAGCAGCUUUGCACGUCACAUUCCUGGGUGUAGGGUCCCAGGAUCGGGUGAGCCCUCAGCAUGGCGUUCAGCAGGGACUCUCUAUGGAAGUACAGCAUGGGAGUUUGGAUCCUGUUGAUCAGGACUGCUAUCUCCAGAUCCUUAGUGUUAGAGCCUAUAUACUGGAAUUCCUCCAACCCCAAGUAAGUGCUCCUCUCCCCAGUCUGUGUGAAUUAUUAUUUCCUUCUAGCUGUCAGUGAUGGAUCCCAUACAGGGGGAUCUGAUGCCUAAAUACUGUAUGCAAAGACAAGCUUUACGGCCCCCCGUAUUGGAUUUGGGUGGAAUUUUACUUUCUCAUUGGAAAUUAGUGUUACAUGUUAUUUUACCAGCCAGGAGCCAAUUAGGAGGCUGGUGGGUUGGAUGUCCUAUAGUGAGGGCAGCGCUGGGCACAGGGAGUGGCGGGAUGCUGGGCACUAACCGAUCCACCAACCCCAAAGCGCUUACCAGGGUGUGGAUUUGCUCAUACUACCAUUUUGGAUGGAUGUGAAGCUCCAAUAAAUACCCGAGAAGAAGACACCUUGCCACCUUCUGCAGUCUGAGGGCCCUGGGUUACAGGACGUUAAGGGACAGAGCAGGAGCCGCAUUGCACCUAGAUAUGUCCACUGCUCCCCUAUGCCCAGACCUUGAAAGGAGGGGGGGUAAGGAAAAUGAUCUGGGGUAACCUCAGACAGCGCUAGGUGAUCUUCUUAUAUCAGCAGCUACCGCUGCGGAGCUCAGUGACAUGUAUUACGCAGUUUGGACACCCUGUUUAACAUUGAUAUUAGGGGGUUGCCCUCUAGUGAGGUCCAGUGGACACCUCUGUGGUCAUCUUGUGGUUUCUCAUAAGCAAAACCCCUAAAACCCGUGUGCUUUUAUUACGUUAUAUGUUAAAUUCCCCUUCAGACCUCCCAUCACACGUUCAACUAGUUGACUUGAAGCUUUCACAGCGAGCAAGCUGAAGGCCAUUAAUCAGUUCCAGGCUGGGGACUCCUCUUGGCAGCCCAAUGACUCUGAUAUACGGCAACCCAUUCAGACUUGGCUUACUUCCAUGGGCACUGAAUACAGGCUUGUAGUAGGCAGUCUGAGGGCUGGAUGUGCCGGGAGAGUCCCCGAUUAGUCUCUGUGUAAUACAAUCCCAGGUAGAGGAGGUCGAUCUCUACUUGGUCUUGUUGUUCUCUGGUGUGACUUUCUUUUCUCAGAGCUUGCAAGAUGUUAGGGACACCCUGCACUUUACACCCCAUUCUAUAAAACAUAAGCACUACAGAUAUUUUUUUAUUAUUAUUUUAAUUUUAUUUUUUACAUAUUUAUAUAGAAAUGGUUUCACCAGAAUGAUGCAUUGAGAUUUCUCUCGUUUAAAAUUGUGUAUACUGAAUAUAUCUAUAGUUGCGUAUACAUCAUGUAGAUAUAUCUAUCUAGAUGUGUUGUGUACCUUAUACAGAUCACUCAGUAUCCUUGUGGGCCUGUAUAAAUACACUCAGCAUGAAAUAGGCAAAACAAAUAUAUUGGCUAACAUUUUAUAUUUAUAAUAGCACUACCGUUUAUAUAUGGGUUAACGUUGCAGAUACAACAGAACUUUCUGUGGUCCUGAAAAGUUACAUGUUGCCACUGAAACACUGAGUAAUACACUGCACAUAUCGAUACUGAUAUUUAGGGAUACAUGUAAGUGUUACUCACUCUGUUUUGUCUUUUUUUUAGCCUAGUUUAAACCCUGGGGCAUUGCUAGCCUGAGUGCAGGAGGUCCCUGUAUUUUAAUGUAUUUGUGUAUAUGGAUAGGAAUAUGGAUACAUGAAUGUGUGUGUAUAUGAUUGUGUGUGUGCGUAUACACAUUUAUACCUUUCUAUAUCAGCAUCGGUUAGUAGUUACAGCUUUCUUUGCUCGUAGAAGCAGAUAGAAGUGAGUGCAAUCACAAGGUGAACCCAGGUUUGGUGUAGAAAAUGCAAUGAACCCUCUGAGAGAGAAAGUUAAUGUGGGCAGAUUAGAGACAGGGUUUUUAUCCUCUUCGGUACAAGGCAAGGCGUGCAUGGAUCCUUAUGAGGAUUCUGCUUUUUAUUUAUUUAAAGCUUCAUGUUUCACUCGUUGAGAAAAUGAGCAGAAUCAUGCAUGAACUGAAUAGCUUCUUAUGUCAAAAUAAAACAUAUCGGCUUAGAAUCCAGCUCUUGAAAGCCUGGAAUUACUUAACUGAUUUAUUUUAGAAUAAUUAUUCUAUUUUUUUUAAUUAGAAAUAUUUUACAUUUGUCAUUCUCUGCUCACCCACAAGGACAACACAGAUUAGCAAGGCAUGUAUAGGAGAGUCCUACUCUUGGUAGUUUGACAUCUGAUGUAUCUUGCUGUAAAGUUGUAAUUAUAGAUAAACUAUGAUUUUAAAAUGUCAUAAUCCAUAGAUACUUCCCUCACAUAAAGGGUUAUUAUAUAGGAUGUUAACACCAGUACUUUAUAAAGUGUGCUGCCCCCUUUCAACAAAGAACAAGCUGACUGAGAUUUAAUAGACCUUUAAAACAUCUAUGUUGCAUUCUGAAUUGUCCCCUACAGGAUCUGGUUGUUUUGUAAAUAUCUUCUAAUCUAUUAGUAUUUGCAGAACUGAAUGUAUUUAUCUGUGUAAAUCCCCUUUUUCUUAAAGCUUUGGUUAGACUAAAUGGAGGAAGUAAAAACACUGAUCUGUUUAUACCUACAGAGGUCACCCUACCAAUACACAUUGUUAGAAAUAGAUUUUGGGCUAGCUACACUUGCGUUUCAACCUUUCACAUUCAAUUGUUAUAUCAUCUCAUCAUAUUUGGGGUCAUUUGUUAUUUAUUUUUGUUAUAAGGCUGUUUUGCAUGUUUACAAACCUUUAAGGAAUCCAUUAGAAAAUGUCAGUUUUGUGAAUACUCAAAAUUAAUCUCAAUUAUUUAAUAUUCCCUUAGUUUUCUCUAUUCCAUUAAAUUAGAAUUCUCCCAGAUUUGUUUUGCUUUUGGUUGUUCAUGAGUCUUAUUUUCUUGUGUGUUUAUGUUGAGACUUAUCCUAGGCUGAUUGAUUGUGUGACAUUUUAUUUUGCUAGGCCCCAAAGAGUAUGAGAACCCAUACUUAUCUAGUAGAGAUAUUCCUUUGACAUCAGGUCUUCACCUUUUUUGAUCUGUGAUCUGGAUGGCUUGCUGAUUAUUUGCAUUAAUUAUACCAGGCUAUAAGAGAAGCAAUAAAAUCAGUCAAUAGGGAGUUAAAAUGUGCUGUCGCUUGUUUGCAUUAGGCCGAUUUUAGUGGAAUAUAUCGUUUAAUAAUAAAUGUCAUUUUCUACUUUGGCGUUACUGAUUAAAUAUGAAUAUCAUUGCUUUUCACUACAGUGGUUUCUUGUAGAGUAUUUAAUAUGACUAGGAAAUAUAAAAAGAUGAUAACGCAGAUCAUUUCUACUUAUAAAAUUAUGCCUUUGCUCUUGUAUAUAAUUAGAUGAUUGAGCGCCUGCUCUGAGUUGCUUUUAUGUUCCCGUCUAGCCCUUGAAACCAAUAUUAUGGAUAUGCAAUGUACUCACAGUUAAACAGUGCUGCACAAUAUAAAAUUUACAUUGUAUAUAGUUUCCCAGAUACCUCUUUUGUUGCUGAAUCCUAAAACUAUUUUAGAAGGCGUUUUAGGAAAAAAAAAUAUUGAUGUGCAUUUUAAUGUUUAAAAUAGUAUUAAUCUAGUUGUGGGCCAACGCGACUUUAGUGUUUGGUUAAUCUACAUUAAAUAAGUUUAACAAAUUAGUUACAAAUCUUACAAACACUUUUUUUUUCAUAGGGUUAUUGACCAAACCAGGAAUUGUUAGGAAUUGAUCCCAUAAGUGGAAAUAGUAGGCCAAUAUAUUCAUGCGGCAAAAAAAGCUGAGUAGGGUAUUCUUUUUUUUUUUUUUUAAUUUUAGCUAUUUUCACUUGAAAUUUGGAAUACCCUCGUCAUUUCCCAACAGUUCCCAGCUUAAUUAAUAAUUCAAUCGGUUUUUCAGAAAGCAAGAAUUUUCAAGGGUAUUAUUAAAGAAUGUAAAAUGUGUUGUUUACAUCAGGGAAAGGGUUUGUUAGUAAUAUUAUAUAACAAUCUGGUUACGUCCACUAAAAGAAAGUUUUUGGCUCUAUGUAUGUUUUAGUAUGCUGUUUGUUGUAUUUAAGAGCUGGGAUUUUGUACAUAAACAAAUGCACAUUCAUUUCUAUGUGAAUACCCCCUUGAACUCUAACCUACAGAUUGCAUUUAGGUUAAUCUUGUCGGUUUUAAUAUAGAAGGGAAAUAAAAGGGGACACACCAGGAGGUGGAAUUUUGAGCACUUUUACACGCACAUUCCUCUCAUUUUGUCAGGAUGAUAAACUGGAGCUAUUGGCCCUUGUUGGUAAGGGACAACUGAGCCAGCCCUUGAACAAAGUGCCCGCUGAAACCAUAUCUUAGUCAAUGUUAAACUGCUGUAGACAAGAAUUUCUUUAGGAAUCCUUUCCCUUGGGAUGGCCCUUUUAACCCUCACAAUUAAAGCUUAAAUCUAAAGAAACAAGAGAAGAAGCUUAGGUGAUUUGCUAAGCACUUGUCUCUAAUUCCGGAGCACCCAGAAUGUUGCUGAUACCACUUAAUGAACUAAAGCAACACUCUUUUUAAUAUUAUUCUUUCACACAAAUCUAUCACCUGAGCUCGGAAUUAUCACAGGUAAAUUACUGACAUUCAAGACACUCAGUAGUUGAGAUUUAGGUAUUCAGAUCCUCUUCAUCUUGUAUGGUAAGGUUCAUCUAGGGUUUAAUUGUUACUUUAGCUUUACCAAUUAUCUCCAAAGCUCUUAUCUCAAUGCCUCACUCAGGUAAAGCACUUUGUUUAGUUCUGUAAUUGUCUUUAUAUUAUUAUUAUAACUAUUGACAGUCAGAACUGCAGUAUUUUCUAUAUUUUUAUGUUUUUUAUGCUCCUGGGCUUUGUCCGAAACUUUUUUCUAGUUUGGAAUAUUCAGUACGCCUUGAAAUAAAGAAUGUACAAAGGCAUUUUAUUUUCUUCCCCUAAUUUUAGUAUAUAUAUUUUUGAUUCUGUUUACCUUACUAUCAGAUUACUUUAAAAUCACUUUUAAUAGUUAUUGAUUAUGUUUCGGCAAGAUGCGACACUGGUAGGGAGGAGCCUACCUGUCAUGAUUGAUGGAGAAUUCCUGGGUAAUUCACAGGCCUUACUCACCAUAGAUAUCGAUCUGUUUGUUUAACUGGUUCUAGUCAAAAUACUGCUGUUCAGCAACUUUCCUAAAUAUCUCUUUAUCUUUUUAAAAAAAAUUUAAUUGCUGAAUUUUUUUUAAAAGCUUUUUGUUUGUUUGUUUUUACUAUAAUUUCAAUGUUAAACAUAUAGAUAUUUUACAGCGGUAUGGAAUUUGCUGGCACUAUAUAAAUAAUAUAAUAAUAAUAAUAAGUCAUUAAUUUAUGAUUGAUACAUACAUUAGCUGGUGAGAUAAAUGCAUUAGCUGGUGAGAUAACAUAGGUAGCUGGUGCCCCAACUCUAGUAUCUAGUACCUCAACAACUCAGGAAAAAUAAUUAUAAAAGUAAAGCUGGAAUAGCAGAGACAGAAAAACAUGUUCAACUGGCCUGAACCGUGUGUGUGUGUGUGUGUGUGUAUAUAUAUAUAUUUUCUAUUUUAGCCUAAAGUCUGUUCUCAUACCACGUAAGCUAGCUGUUUCAGGAAUAGGCCACAUACUAACGUUAAAUGUUUUCAUAUAUCAGGAAAGCAAAAAAAAAAAGUCGAUUACGCUAAAGGUACAUGCCACAAUAACUCUGCAUCUCACAGUAGCAAUUUCAAAAAUUGAUUAUUUUUUUUUAACCUUAUGCAGAAGUAUCAAAUGCUGCAGAGAAAAGCAGAACAUAAAAAGAAAGUCAUUCUACUCACCAGAUGGUGUAGUUUUGUCAAAAGGGAUACUUUAAUACACAGACAAUACAUGAUUUAUCAGGAUGCAAGGAAAGAUUUUAAUCCAUUAUGGUGAUGAAAUCUAUGUACAUUUUAGAUCUAAUCCACAAAGAUGGAAGAAAUGAACAAGAGAAGUUGUUAAUACAGAUAUUAUUUAUAAAGAGAAAAACUAUAGUGUGUAGCACUGUACAGUGGGCAGAGGUAUAGAAGAAUCAUUAUAAUAUCAGUUUAGUCUGGUGUCAUUUGAUGCAGAUAAAAUUAGAGUAUCGUUAGAAUUGAUGCAAGCUAUGCUAAUAUAGCAUGACCUAGCUAACACUAAAUGAGGUUUAUGACACGUUUUAUUCCCAACUCUUCCACAUUUGCUAAAAUGUCUUGUUAAGUUUUAAUACGAAAACAGUUUGCAGACCAAGGGUGUAAUAGGUGUACAGGAACUAAAUUCAGAGACCUACUCAUCUACUAUAAAUAAGUAUUUAGCCUUCUUAAUAUGCACUAAUUGCAGAUGCAAAGCCUAUUCAUGCUUGACUAAUAAAGUGGUCAUAAUUGCAGAGAAAACAAGGAAGAGUGUAAAAUGAACACAAUAUAUAUGGAUAUGUGUCUAAAUGCGUAAGCAACAACAAGUGAUUAAGUUAAAAACAGCCAUUUCUGCUUUUUGAAACUAACUAGAGAGGAGUAAAUACCAAAAUGGGUACAUUUUGGUAUUUACUCCUCUCUAGUUAGUCAUGUGAAUGUACCUUGGGGUCUACUCUCUGAAUAGUGUCUUUUUAGUGCACUUAGCUGUAAAUAGACAACUUAGAACCAAUGUAAAACUCAAUGAAGCUAGAGAGUUUUUUUUUAAAUAAUCUAUUUUGGUUUACGUUUUAGCUGUAGGCUUGCUGCAAAACACGUUUUAGUUAAUAAACCCGGUAUUCGGCCUGCUACUAUGUCUGCUAAUGUUGGAUUUAAAAAAAACAGAGAACAGUUUCGCAACACUCAAACAUAGCUGUGUAUGAGGAGCUUUGUAUAUAUUUCUUUGUGUGAUUGUGAUUAUUUUUAAACAUAUGUGUAUAUUGUUCUAUACCACACUUGAACUAGGGGCAUUGUUCCUGCCAAUUAUGUGUAAGAGCUGAGUUGCCUAUUUGAAAAUUAGAAGAAACUUUCCUUCAUGAAAGCUAUUUCUUAUUAUUAUUCAUGUAGGCCUAAUCUUUUCCUUCCUUGGUGGCUGACAUAAGUAAAAACCUGUUUUUCAGGAUAUCUAUGGUACAGUUUUGCAGACUUGCUUAUAAGUUCAUUCUUUGUAUGUUUUUUUUUCUUCUGUGGACUAAAAUGGGUGUGUUCAAGUGUUUAAAAUAUUUUGAAUCAGAUAUGUGAACCAUAGACUUCUUUCCACAUUUUACUUGCAUGAUUUUUUUUCCCUCCUUCCCUUAUGGUAUAUAAUAUAAAGGAAGUGGUCAGUAUUCGAACAGCUUGAAAAACCCCUGUGGCUUCAUUGUCUCUUUAAAGCUCACGAAGACAAAAGAUGUGAACAAAAUCAAACCCCUUCUCUCAUGGUGGAAAAUGUAAAACUUUUAAACAGCUUUUCUGUUGGACUUGUUUAAUUCUAAUUUUACAUUCAGUACCAUGCUAAUGGUGUGAAAUCUCUAAAAAAAUUUUUAUAGUAAUACAUUAUUUUUUUUUACUUUUAUUUUAAAAAACAAAGCUGACACAAUUUGCUUUUAUUUUUAAGCAAAUUAGCCCAUGGUCAUAGUUAAUAAGGAUUACAACCCAGACUCUAUCUAUAAAGGGGUAAUGUAAAUCAAGGACAAAGUCUAAAUAAACUGAUCCCUUUUGAUUGAAACGUGGAAAAGAGCCAUAGAGAAACCAACAGCAGUAAUCCGAUUGUAUGGCAAUAAAAAAGCCAUUUACUUCUGUCUUCCAUGUGAGAAAAAAAUAUGGUAAAUCUGUGCAGUACCUAAAAAUGUAAAGAAAGAUGAAGAGUUGAAACCAUGGCAACGUAUAGAUUAGCUUAAUGUUGGAUGUGACACAUUUUUGAAAAGCGUGCUGGAGGAACUAAAGGCCUGGCUUGGGGCUGUUAGGUAUUGUGCGAGGAGUACACACAACUUGGGAGUACGGAUUAAACAGCAUGAGAGAAAGCCUUGUUAGCUCAUAGUUAUACAACAGCAGCCGUAAAGUGUUCAUCAUCAUCAUCAUCAUCAUUCCACUGAACGAGAUAUGCCUCAAACGCAUGCGUGACACUCAACGCCUGCACUUACAGACCCUGGUUUGUUUGUGAUUGUUUAUAGCGUCUCAAUAAUAUAAUAGUUUCCGUCGGUCUUAUUUAAUGAACUUUUGGAGACAGUCCAUCUUCAUACAGGGUGGGCAGGUAUAGGUGUUAUCUGAAUCGAAAAAUAAAUUGGGUUUCACACAAACAAAAUCUUGAUUUCAAACGUGGAGCCAAACUUUGCAUAUCGCACAGCGCAGUUGGAGUUACUAAUAAAUACACCACUUUGAUUCUCAUACGCGUUUAGAAGAAAUGAACAAAACUUUGUUUCAAGACUAAUUAAGAAUAAAGACAAUACAUAUUUCAAUAGAGAUAGAUAGAGAAAUAGAUGUAUCUUUUUUGCCAGCUGGAAUAAAAGGGGAGGUACUUACUGCUGAAUAUACAGCACUUAAUGUGCCUUUAAAUGCAUCAGACAUUCCUUUGUUCUAGCUGUUUCAUGCUGUAAUGCAAUAAAAAGAGGUGAUUUCCUGACUUUUGCUCCUCUGAAAACAGUGCAGUAAAAUCGGGGUAAAACUGUUUCACUUUUUGUUUCUCCACACAGACACUGUAGACACAAGAUACAUGAAGAAAUGACACUUAAGAGAUUUUUAAACCUCAUGCUGAGCUUUGGUCUUACAGGUGCAGGAGAUAUAAAGAGUAGUUGUUUUAUUGCUUGUGUGCUAGGAGAACUGAAUUCUUUAUGAUGGAAAGAUAUCUCAGACUCAGAAAAAAACACAGAAGCCAACACUUACUGUUCUGUCUGCACGAAUAAUCCUAAACACACUUUUUUGAUUAAGUGCGUCUCAGAUGAUUUCAUUAAAUCAUGUUUCUUGGCAGGGUGACUUGGAUAACUUUCUAGCUUUUUUACAUCUCUCUUUGUUAGUGGGGAUUGAAGAACAGAUACCCAGCAUUUUAAGUUUAACCUAAUAUUGCCCCCUGUCAUUGUGCAUUGUGAGAAAGCUUCAAUGAAAUUACUUUUAAGGGAACAUGUAUGAUUCCUCUGUCCCAUCAGUUUAUAAAGAAGAAUUAUAUAAAUGGUCACCAUUCCUUAACAUGUAUAGUGUACUCUUGUGCUACAUUGAGUGCCUGGCACUCACGUUUUAAAUACACUGAGCACACGUAUUGAUGAUGCCAGAUGAAAUAUUGGAUUUUAUUUAUUGAACGGGGAAUUACGGAAUACCGGGAUGAAAUUGCUGAAUGUAGGCCAAAACGGCCAGUUCUGUGAUUAAUUUGCACUUUUAAAGUUUCCAAUUCAUUGUUUAGUGAGUAAAUUUAGUUUUAAAUUUUUUUGUUUUUAAUUUAUAUUAUUUUUUAAUUAUGUCUUCAGUAAAGGGUGUGAUAAAAAUAAAGGAAUGCACUAAGCUAAAGCUUACAUAGCCUUUUUUGUUGUCAAGAUAACAAAUACCUCAUCCCGUCUAAUGGAUUGAAUUAAAGUUACUAAAAAAAAAAAAUCAUGGAUGGUACUAUACUCAUUUAUUUUUACAUUUCCAAUAUGUUUAGAUUAGCAUUUGAAUUCUGUUCUAUCACUCCCUUUACUAUUCGGACAAUUUGUUUUGCAUUAACCCAAAAUAUAUACACUUUUUUGAUUGUAAACCUAGACUACAGUUAAAGGAUCAUUUAAAAAUAUAUAUGUUUGAGUCACUUGGUAUACAUAUAUUCUAUCAUUUCUAUUUUGUACUUCUAUGUCUGUGCCUUGCGGCUUACCAAGGUUCAACAUGCGGCCAGUCACUUAUAGUAUUUAUGGGGCAUAGAGAACAGAGAAUUCUACAUGCAUUGAUGCCUAUUUUGGCCUUUGAAAUGCACACUGCUGCACAUUUAUGGUAGUCAUGUAACAAAAGACUAAACUUUAUUGCUUUGCCCCAUGCGUAGGUCUAUCAAACAGUUUACUGUACGUCAAGCAUUGAUGUAAUGAAAGGUCCUCUAAUUUCCCCGAGUGGCUUUUGAGUUUGCAUUUUUCUGACAUCACAUCAGCAAUAUGUACUUAAAAAUGCACAUUUUUUUUGUCCAGUAAGAUAAACUGUGGUUGUAUGUAGAUAACGUUUAGGCCAAAAAAGCAGUGAUGUAAAAAUUAUCUUAUUUUGCCUAAUUGGAUAUUUUUUACCACCUAAGCUUUUAACAUUUUACUGUUGCCAGUUUGUUGUCAAUGCACUACAAAUCACUGUUUAGUGAAAAAAAACAUAAUUUUAGUCAUUAGGUGCUUGGCAAUCCUUUUUAUGUAUUCUCUACAGUGAAUCAGAAGCAAGCCGAUAUACCAUGUUACUCACUUGUCUGCAUUCAUUUACAGCUUCGUACAAUCCAUAAGACCUGGCAGCUAGUAAAACUGCAUUCUUGCGUUUUCAAGCAUAGAAAAAUGUAGAUGAAAUCCUUAACAAGGGAAGAAGAACAUAUUACAUCAAUCACCCUUUGAACAAAAUUAGAGGUUGAUAGCUGUAAUGAAGCUUUCAUUAAUGAGCAUGCUUUUCUGAUGCUUCAAUGAUGAGAUUUAACAAAAAAAAAAUAUCUGAGGAACAGGGAUAGAUGGUUGCACAGAGAACAUUAUCUUGUCAAAUUCAUGUGGCAACUGAAGAUCCUUUUUUAUCCUUUUGUUAAAAUGUCGUCGUUUUCACAAUAGUAUGGUGACAUCUGUUAUAGCAAAAGGUGGAAGUAACUGAAUUGUCUUUUGAUAGGAUCUUGUCUGUGUUUAUUGUGAUUCACUAUUCACUACUUUAUUUCAAUAACCCAGGUUAUCUCUGACAUAGCACAUAGUAAUCUUUAGAUAUUUGCAUUCUAGUAUGUGCUAGUAACCAGGGAUUUGUUUUUGUUUGUUUGUGAACAGUUUGAGCAUCGGUUCCAAAGUGCAAAACCUUUUCAUUUCUGGCAGCUGUGACCAACCCACUCAAUGGAUUUCUCUACCGCUUAUACCUGUUAAUUACAAAGCAGCUGAUGUAAGCUAUGUAAUAAACAUCAAUUUCCAACUCGGCCUUGAAUUCCCAAGUUAUCAUGUCAUAUUUUUCCAAGUGUUAUUAUUAUUAGCAUUUAUACAGCUCCAAAAUUUUCCGCAGUGCUUUACAAUUAAAGUUUGGGGAUAUUUAACAGAAUUUGGCAGACCAUAAUUAUGCUGACAGACCCCGGAAUGAGGGCUGUGAUCGAAGGAGCUUACAUUCUACAGGUUUUUCCAAACUCUGGUCCCCCAGAUGUUGCUGAAUUACAAGGCCCACGAUUCUUGAAUGAAACAGAUAGUCAGAGAAUCAUGGGAGUUCUAGCUUUAGAGAACCCUGCUCUAGGACAGGGGUAGGCAACCUUCAGCACUCCAGAUGUUGUGGACUACAUCCCCAUAAUGUUCUUACACCCAUAAUGCUGGGAAAGCAUCAUGGGAGUUGUAGUCUAAAACAUCUGGAGUGCCAAGGUUGCCUAUGCCUGCUCUAGGAGAUAUGAAAGGAGAUGCUGUGGUUAACUUGAAAAGGUUAAUAAGCAAACGUUUAUUCACUAAACUGGAAAUGAUUCGGAAUUGACUAGGGAACUGCACAGUUUAGGCCAAAAUAGCCCAGUUUAAAAAUAGCUAGUUUAUUGGAGCCUAAAAUGUGUAAAUUCUCUGGUCAAUUCAACACAAUUCCCAGUUUAGCAAAUAACCAUAUCACUUGGUUUCUCAAACUACUUUUUUUUUUUUUAUAUAUAUUACUUAUAAUGUAUUCUACAGCAGGCUAACCAAUACACAUCCCUGUCUGGUGCAGGUAUUAAAGAGGAAUCCGAUAUACAAAUGAUUACUUCAGUAAACCCCUUCUGAAUGAACAAAAUGUUAGAAAAUACAGUGGGACAGAGAAGCAGUGUAAACGUGUAUGUUGCUGAAAUACAUUUUAUUGAAACUGACACUAAGUAAGUCUGGAGAAAUGAAGCUAUUUUUGGCAUACACGCCUGCAACUAAUGUAGAUCUCUCAAGAUUUGGAGAUUGAAUAUAUAAUAGCAGUAGGUAUUAUGAUGUCUCAGUGAGGGGCUUUAAUCACGCUCUCACUGUGAGCUGCCUUCUCCCGCAGAUAGCAGGAGCAGUGAUGUCAGCAAAUCAGUCUGGUUUAAGCUUAGGUGUGCAAUUAAGCCGUAUAGAAGAUAUGACUUUCUUAUUUACUUAGCAUGUACUCACUAGUAAAUGCCAUUUUGGUUUGGGAAAUCUUGCCAGCUUUCUUUCUUGUUUGACUUUGAAAGGCCUAUCCUACCCAGUUUUUACCUCAGAAUGGAAUAAAGCCUGCUUAAGGCUAAUUAGAUGUCCUGAUAUUAAUGGAAAAUGUAUUUAAAAAGUGUUUCUCUGUAUGUGAUAUGUUUUUAAAAGCAAUCUUGGUUAAUGCACACAUAUUAGAUAUUUACUGCUAGGCCGUAAUGUCAUAACGUCUGCUUCAGCUAGACAUGCACACAUACCAUGGCAUUUAAUACAUGUAUUCAAUCUUACCAUCUCUCAAUGCUUAUUCAUUCUAUACUAGGGAUACUCAAAAGGUAGAUCCCAAAGUGUUUUAAAACUACAGCUUCCAUGAUGCUUUGUCAUUCUAAAAACAUUCUUUAGGCAUGCAAAGCAUCAUUGGAGUUGUAGUUCUACAACAUGUGGGAUCUUCCUUUUGGGCACCCUCUGUUUAUACCCUUAUUCAAAUACCUUUGUCAACACAAGUGUUCCAUGGAAAACAAUAAUUUAAAGAGCAUUUUAAGAAACCUGUUCAAAUACUCAAAAGAUGUCAAUUUUAACACCUUUUAGCCACCUCAGUCCUGAUCUUUAUCUUCUAAAGAAAUCAUGCUGUGAUUAGAUUGCGAGGCAGCUCAAUACAUAUUUCAAAAGACAUUCAUUUAGUCUCGUAUCCUAGUGCUUUAGGACGAUAGAGAGGUCAUCCUUGCAGUGUGGCUGCUAAGGCCUGUGGCCUAACAAUGCUUGCUUGUUCUGUUGAUAAUAAGACGCAUAACAUGAAGCUACGUGGCCAUUUUGCAAUCACAGCUUCAUACAAACCUGAAGUUCAUGCUUGUAUUUUCUUUAUCAUUUCCUUAAACAUUAAUUUUAGAAUGACUGCUGGAAGGUGAAGGUUUUUUUUUUUUCCUGUGGUGUAGAGGAACACAUUAAACAUUGAAAUAAAAAACACUGUAGACUGACUUGAAAAUUGCUGAAAACUAUGGCCUCACAACAAAUGGAUUUGCAUCAUAUCAGAUUAUAUCACUUGAACCAAAGCCCACUUCUGUGAAUAUUUCACUAGCCCUUUGAUCCCCAUUCGUUUAUAUGUAAAUGAAGCAAUUAUACUGUACCUUUCCUUAAGGCAGCAAGUGCUUGUGUUAACCCAAUUAAGACAUAAACAUAUACAGCAGAAUUAUUAUUACGUUAGGUUAACCUUCCUUACCCACAUCCAUCGAGUGUAACCUGCACUACUUUAUUCAUUUAGUACUACAACUUCUAUCACCUCUAUGCAGCAAAUGACUCUCUCUGUAUAAAUGGGUGUGGGUUAGCAGAGACUGCCAAUUGUCUGGGAAAAGAAAGUGGGUCAGGGAGUGGUAAUUUAAACAAUGAUAGAUAUGUCACAGAGAGUUAAUAUAUGGUCUUUGUACCCUGCUUCUUUACAAAAAAAAAAAAGCUAAAUAGGUUGGUGGGCCUGAUUCUGUACAAAUAUAGCGUUUAUGCUGUUCUUAAGCCAAAUUAAUGGCGGCAACUGUUUCCCACAAUGCAACUCCCAUUAAUCUCAGGCAGGGCACUGAGUUGCCCUGAAAAUAGGUCACAGCUGUCAGUCAAACUGUGCUUUAACCAACCGUGUUUUAAUUAUAUAUAUUUAAAAAUAUGACCCGCUUGUUGAAUGAACAGAAAGAUCAUUGUCUGUCUAGUAGAAAUAUUCAGUAUAGUGCUGUGGUGUAUGCUACUACCUGUGAACGGUUGUCUUAGAAUCUACCAAAAGUAGAUAAUUACAAAUAAACACUGCUUUAUUCACUGGGACAAUGCAAAUCCAUUAUAUUUUAAAACCAGUUUUCUAUGGAUAUGUGUCAGGUAAAAUAUAUAAAAUCAACCUGCAUUAUUUUACUGGCUUUGUCACUGUUUGUCCAACGCCGCCUCGCCUUUGCAUAGCAAGACAGGCCCCACCCUCCUCCAUCACUGUCUGGGCUUUGAGCAUUGCUGCAGGGGAACCUGACUGUACAGGUAUAAAUUAAUUGAUAGGAUACUCUGGGUUAUUCUGUUGUUAUAGGGCGGAGAGUUGAUUAGCUUUACUGAUUAUGCAGCUUGGUGAAGCCAAACGACUUAUAUUCUUCCCCAAUUGUUUGUCAAUCAUCUUUUAUCUUGUGUACUGCGAUGUCUCUACAGAGGCAGGUAUUUUACAGGUGACAGCUGGUCUUGGUUAACCAAAAUUCCAGUGCCUAGGUAGGCACUGUUUUUUUAAAACUGUAAUAUCAUUAACUACUGAGGCCUGUCCUCUUAUGAAAGACAUAAGAUGAUAUUCAUGACAUUUCUGUAUUGUAAAAAGUGGCGUAAAGUUGUAAACGAACACUCACCAGUGGAAUGUUCCAACUAAUUCCAUCGGUUUCCAUGGUGAUUGCACCACUUUGAUAAAUAUCCCCCAUAGUAUUUUUUUUUUACAUUGAUUCCUUCUGUAAAUUGAUAUCAUUAUCAUUAACAGUGUACAACUGCAUUUUUUUUAACCCAAAAAGUAUUUUACUGUGAUUUAAGGGUUAAUUAGGUGCAACUUAACAAAAGAUGACAUAGAUAACCCUUUGUUCUUGAUUACUGGUUUGUUACUUUGUUAAUAGAUAUCAAAGACUUCAUUGAAAAUAGUAUCACUCUUGUUUUAACUGUUAUUUAAAUACUUAGAAUGCCCCUUAACACUUCCCAAUCAUGCCCCAGGGCCUGUCUAGCACUAGAUCUGUCAGGCAGAGUAUGCAGAAAACUGACACUUAUCAGGGCUGCAUACUUAUGAAGGGUGAGGCGAAACCUGUCUUCCAUCUGUGUAGAUUUUAGCUGAUUGGUUAGGGGUUAACACUGUUAACUGGAUCAAAGAGGGUCAGCUUACAUUAGAAUUGAGGUUCAAUUGUGCAGUCCUUUGGCUGUGAAAUUUAAUAUUAUUGUUGUAUCCUGAAGUAAUUGUUAGAUGUCUGAGGAAAGUUGAUUAGAAAUUGAAUAAAAGUGUACACAACACAUUUUUUGUCAGCAUCAACACAGACAAUCAUGAGGUCACAACAGCUCCCUUAGCACUGUUCUGUUAGCAUUAAAAUAAGUUGUUUGUAUUUGUGUGUGUAUAUAUAUCUCUAUAUCUUUAUUUAUCGAUUGUUCGGCAGAUACUUGUGAGGCUGGAUGAGCUUAUUUUAUUUCCAGUUCCUAUAAAUUAAAAAUGUAAAUCCCAAUGGAGACGUUGAAGUUUGGGAUUAAAAGAAAAAUAAUUUAUACUCACACAUUUAAUCUAAUAAUGCUAUGGCUGUUAACCUUUUGCCGGCCUUGUGUGCUUCAAUCAAAUUUAAUUUUAAAAUCUGUUACUAGCAAAAUGGAAACAAGCUAUCUGUGUUAGCAAGUAAGCAACGCUGCCCCUAGUGGUGGCUCCUGGUUACCACGCUACAUUUUGUGAAUAGCAAAUGGUUUGUCUUGUUUUACUGACUGACUAGGUUUAGAGAACAGGCAGCAGUAGACAUAAUGCUUUAUUAAAGUUUCUGUUAUUAUAUUAACUAUAUAGACACAUUUACUUCUAUAAUGAAAGUAGGGAAGAACAUUUCUGUUAGGGACAAACUAAUUUUGCUGCCUCCCAAGACAUUGUAAAAUGGGCAGCACAAUGUAGCUAAAACAUGUAAGGUUCGAUACAUCAAGAUUCACACUAGAGAAAUGCUAUUCAUGUAAGGUUUUUAUUUUUGCUUUGGCUUGUGUUGUUUAAAGUAUUUUCUUUAUCCAGGAAAAGUGUUUAUACAAAAUGUUGUCACCAGGCAGAGUUGCAUUUAAUGUACCUCGCCCAUGUUUUGUUUACUGAUGUUUAAUGAGUAUGGAAUGCCUGAGGUUUUUUUUUCCCAGCAUGUAGUUGAAAUAUGUGAUUGUGAGUUAGGAAAUACUGAAAAGGACAAAAGGGGUCCCCCACGGGGUUGAAAACCCCCUUUUGCAAAAUGACAGUCGGCCUCUUAAGAUUGUGUGAUGCAGAGCUGAAGUAGUGAAGUGUGUAGCUGUGUCAUGGGUCAAGAGCUAGCCCUCAACCACAGCAGAAAGCAUCAUUUAUCAAGAGUAACCAGAAAGAGCAACUAAUUACAUAGCACCAAAGAUUGCUUGUGCAUUCAAACACCACAGUGGCCUAGCACAAUCAAAUUGUUAUCUUUUUCAAGAGCUUUUUAGUUCAGGAUAUGAACAGCCAAACAGAAAACCCCAAAAGUUUUUUUUUCUCCUAAAUAAAUACACACACAUAUAUUUCUAAAAUACACGGAAGUUUGACAAAUUAAUAUCAUAAAUCAAAUACAAUGGACGAUGGCAAAUGACUGAAAAUUAGCAUUUCACUCAGAAUGCAGUACAAGUAUGCCUAGACAGCACUGUCCAGCCUUAAAAUGCCAGCAAACACUCCCCUGAGGGUCCUUAAUAUCUAUGUUAGAUGCAUGCUUUUUAAUCGAAAGCAACGUUCAGGAUCUCCAUCACAGAUUGCGUCUUGCUGUGUUUUAUAAAGAGGCCAUGAAUGACUUCAUGAAUAUGAAUAUGCUUCCAACUUUGCACAGUUUGCAAUGACUCCCGACGGUGACAUUACAGCUGGGGGUCCAGUGGCCAGGGGCGAGGGGGUGCAAGCAAAGGUGAGUUGAACUUACCUCGCUGGGGCGGCCAUCUUUUUCCAGCCAUGUCUUAUCUGCUCCUGGUGCUUCAGCACUAAGAGCCGAAGUCAUUGCUGUAUUCUCACGCCUCACUAUAUCUUUUGACUGACUUGGUAUUUCGUUGAAUUUUAUUGAAAUUCCAACACAGUCGAUAUGAGUAUUUCAUAAAGGGGGGAGGAGAAAAGUAUUUUGUAGGGCAUUCUGGGAGGCUUGCUGAAAUCUAAUAAUUCAGAGCUGUCGCACAUAUGGUUGAUAUUUUUUAUUUUUUCAUUUUUACAUGUGUGAAGGGCUAACAUAACUUCUUGUUCAAGAUUCCAUUGAAUAUUACUUUGGCUUUACUUCUGCCACUUCUAUUAUGCUUGCAAAAUGUUCAGCGAUCCCUUAGCAAAUCUGCUUUUAAUGCACACAGCCCCGGUUCAUUUAUUGGGGUGGUGGUAGAAACUGAUACAGUGACACAUACAUACAGGAUGAAGUCACACUAGGAAAUACACAGCCAGGCUGACAGAUACUCGCUGACUGCCUGCCUGCAGUUACACAAUCUCUAAAAGACUCAGCAUUAUGGAAAACAUAAAUGUACUUUGUCUCCAAUAAAAAUAAUUAGAUAACUAGUGGUGCAUGUUUAUGGAAGAAACUGAAGCACCGUUUUCGUUUAAUUUACGGAAGUCUCUACAGCUAAAUACGUCCUCCCUAAAAUAUGCGCUGGGAAACCUGUUAUUCUUUCAAAUGAGUCUUUAGGUGACAUCAUUGCAAGCAGACCUGGGAAGUCCACUGUCUUUCGGUUUUGUGUAUCAAUAUAGGCUUGGCAGACCACAUUAACACUUAAGCUAAUUGGUAAAUUCAAAUUGCGAGUGACGAAUAAGGAGAAAAUGGUAUUUUGUGUUUUUUUUUAUUUUUUUUUUUAUAUUACUCAAGAUUAGAAAUACAAUCAAGCAGCACAUGGGUACAAGGCAAAAAAUAAAGUAAAAAUGGUGUGGAUUUAUUAAUCCUUUGAGACUCUCCAGGUAGUACUUCCUUUUCCUUUACCCAACUGUUUAAUUUGUGUGUGCCCAGGACCCCCUUUAAUCAGGCAUGCUGACCCUCCCUUUUUAACCACAUGUUUGGUUAAUGAUGGGGUUACUAAUACCAAGCAGAUAUCCACAGUACCUUCAAGCCUUCCAAAAACAAUAAUCUUUGGCAUAGGAGCUAACAAUUGGCAAAAAAGGGAUUUUGAUCUUUACCUCAGCUACCUGGUGUGCCUUCUAUGGACAAACCUACCUAUUUUUCAAGUUUUGCUUUUAAAUAAAUUACUCCCCCCACUUUAAUGAGAUUCUUACCAUUUGUCGAUAAAUGUAUGGGUAUCACUUUCUGAUUCCCUUAUCUUUAUGUUUAUUGUCUUCCCCUGCUGUGUAAGUGGAUUGUGUGUUGAAGUCAACCUGAGGUCAGCCAACAGUCUUCCCUGUCAGAAUGUUAAGUAGCUCCUAUGCUUAAAUAGACCAACAUUUGAUGUAUAACUCUAAAAAAAAAUAACAAAAUAAUAAAAGUAGAUUUCUUUAAAAUGAAACCAGUCUUUUCAUCUAAACAUGAAAUAUUUGACAAGAGAAAAUGCCAAUUUAACCCUUAAAUACCAGGACUAGCAAUUUGACACAUUUUGUUGCUCUUUAAUACUAAGAUAAGGUUCACGUUGACAGCUAAACUUGGCAUUAAAGCUGAAUUAAAAUAUGCAAUGCUAAUGCUUGUCUCUGAUUACUCAUAAUGUUCACUUACAAAACGCUGUCACUAUAAAGACAGAUCAGACGGAUAGAACUGGAAGUGGAAAACCAAACAUAGUGGCUGACACAAGAAUUGAUUUAGCAAUUAAUAAACCUACCUGGUGGCCUCUCUAGGCUUAAUAUGAAGGGAUCCCUGGCUUAAGGCUUUGUUCUCAGCCUUUAAUAUUUUAAUGAGCCUGCAGGCUUGGCUGCUUAUAAAUGAGUAGGGAUUUCUAAGUGUGGUGUUUAAUGUUUCAGGUCCGCAAAGGUUGUUGAUUAGAAAUCUCCUGUUUCAAUUUCCCACAGGCAAUCUGCCGUGAGCAAUAUAAGGGAGCAGCUUAGAUCCAAGGAUGCUGACGAUAACCAUUUCAUGAGCUACUGCAGUACUCCUGAAAACAUUAAAGACCUACUUACUUGUGUAGUGCAAAUAAUUUGUUUUUUAAUACAGAUGGCUUCUAUUUGCUGGAAAGCCAAACUGUGAAGUGUUAUGCAGAAUCAAAUAAAGCAGUGCCUUGGAACAGCAAUUUUUAUACCAUGCAACUUUUGUUUGCUAAAGCUGUCUUACAGGGUUAUUCAAAAAAAAGCACAGUUGAUGGGAUUUUAAAGUAAAUUCAGAGUGCAUUUCAAAUUUAAGACCAAGUAGCUGAACUGGAUACAGAGCUGAUUUACAUACAUUUUCAAUUUCUGCUAUUUUGGCCUUAUAUUAAAUUUGCUCUAAAUUCUCAGCAAUUCUCACUUGAUAAAAUAACUCUGUUGGUCGACCUUGUAGAAAUGUUUAUAGAUAUACAAAUGCUGGCAGUUGUCAUUAGAAAUAUAAGCACAGACACACAAUCUGUAUAUUCAUAGUUUUUUGUUGUUUUCUUUAAUAUAGGCUAACUUGUGAGCUUUAAGUGAAAGGCUUGUUGAGUAACAUGGUUUUGCUUACUCUAGCAAUCCAUGUGCUAAGACGAUGAUCCUACAGCUUCAAAAUAGACACAAAAAUUCACAGCCCAAUUCUCAAUGUGGCUAUAAAUAGUGCUGUGAAACAGAGGAUGUUUAAGGCAUGACUUUUGCCCUUUAUAAACUAGGCACUCUCACUAUUACCUGUCAUGACAUUUUCAUAAACUUUGGUUUCAACCUUUUGGUAAGAUGAAUGCCCCCCUCCAUCAGUAGGUAGCAUUAAAAAGGAAUACUUUGAACUCUUUUGAAGUAAAAGAUAAAUAUAGGGGGUAGAAACCAAUAGCUGUAACUGUUGAUCUAAAGAAGAAACGUGUUAUUUUACUGUCAGUUUAAUGUUCUGCAUUGCAAUAUAUUGCCCACCCAGUUGGAGCCAGAAGUGUUAAGUGGAUUCCUUAACAUUUAAUUUGAAAUGGAUCAUUGCACCUAUCUUGUGUAAUGGAAAAUGAAACAGUUAAAGGCGUUAUCAUAUCACAUACUAUUUUUUAAAGUAGCAGAAAAUGCAAUAUCUUUUUUUGUCUUAUAUUAACACAAACAUAAUGAAACAUUUAUGUUUUUUUGCUUUGAGAUCACUUAUGGAUCACACUCUAAGUGUUUUUUUGUUUGUUUUUAUAAUCUACUUGCCUUUUCAGUUAAUAUGUAUAUUGAUAUGACAAUCUGUUAAAAUACUUAACUUUAAAUUCUCGUAUAUUUUGUUUUAGGUUCGUUCCUGGACAAGGGCUUGUACUAUAUCCACAAAUAGGAGAUAAACUGGAUAUUAUUUGCCCCAAAAUGGACUCCAAAUCUGUUGGCCAAUAUGAAUAUUACAAAGUUUAUCUGGUAGAUAAAGAGCAAGCAGACAGUUGUACUAUAAAGGACAGAACACCUUUACUGAACUGUGCAAAGCCUGAUCAAGAUGUGAAAUUUACCAUCAAAUUUCAAGAGUUUAGCCCAAAUCUCUGGGGACUGGAAUUCCAAAGGAAAAAAGAUUAUUACAUCAUAUGUAAGUAAAACUUGUUUAUUAUAUUUCUCUCAUGAAAGUCUACUUUUUUGCAUGUGACAUAUUGAUGAAGACAAGCUAUCUUCUUCAGCCUUUGUUUCAGGAAUUGCCUGGCUUCCAGCUGCAGUAGAUUGCAACUCUUACUAUGCUUUCCUUAUUUCUACAUCUUUUUGUUCAAGCCAGGCAUAGUUCAUCUAUGCUUUCUAUUACCAGUUAUUGGGUGAGGUGCAUGCAAUCAGUAUUUUAAUGGGACACUAUAGGCACCCAGACCACUUCAUCUCAUUGCAGUGGUUUAGGUGCAGUUACCCUGUUCCCCUUAAUCCUACAAUGUAAAACAGUCACUAGAGGUGCUUCCUGCAGUUUCACGGAGUUUGACUAAAAUUCUGCUGGAUGUCUUCACGCUGUGUAUGAGGACGUCCAGCGUCUACAAAAUCCCAAUAGGAAAGCAUUUAGGUAAUGCUUUCCUAUGGGGAAGGCACUAGGUCCUCCCCCAUCGGCUGAUUUGGUGGAGGAGGAGUUCGACCCAGUGCCGGGGACAUCGGAGUUGGAACAGGGUAAGUGUAAAAAGGUUUUGUUUUUAACCCUUUUUUUGCCGGGGGGUUGUGGGCACUUUAGUGUUAGGAAUACAAUUUUGUACUCCUUACACUAUAGUUUUCCUUUAACUCUUAACAGUGCUAGCAGGAUGUGUACAGUGCAUUGACUUUCUGCAUUUAAAAACAUUCUGACAUUGUUGCAUGAUGAAAAACAUGGUAGAUAUAAUACACAGACCUUUUGAUAUAGGUGCAGAUUGUGUCACUUUUGUGUUAUAGAAAUAGUUAAAAUGUUGAACGUGUAAAGUUAUCAUACCUCUGUUAUGCGGUUAUUUAGCUGCAUUAUAUGCUAGCUGAGAUCUGAUCAAAGAUUCUAAAGAGACACACUUUGAGUUCCCAGACCUCAAAGCCUAGUUGCUAACCUUUUUGAAAGUACUGCCCAGACUAUCAUGAAAUAUAAUCAUUUUUCGGCUUACUAACAUCUUUUAUGACCUGUGAAGUGGGUAAAAGAAAUGCCUUGGGAAACACUUGAUUGAAAACCUUCAGCGUGCAUGCGGACCUCAUUAGUUCAGCUUACAGUCAGACGAUCAUCUGCUUUGACAUGAACAAACUAAAAUAAGUAGGUUUCCCUAAAUGUUUUGUCCGAAUUAUUUUUCUAUAUCAAAUAGAGGUUUUAAUUGCUCUCUUGCCUCAGUGCUAACAAUCUAAUUCGAAACCUGAUUCCUAAUGUGGAAUGCAGCCUCCUCAGAGUUUCUUCAUGCAAGGUUGCCCGCAAGAUUAAAAUUGUUACUGAAAUGUAAUGAUUUGUGCACCGCCCCUGUAAGAAAAAAUGUAUUUUGAUUUCUUUACUGAAAUUAGAUUUUUGUUUUAAACGUUUAAUAAUUGGUCAUUAUAUUGCUUUGGAUUAAAACAUAGCUUAAUUGAUGUUCAGGAUAUUUGUCUAUUUGGAGUAAGUUGUAAGGAAAAUCUUUUUUUUUUUUUUUCUCUUUAAUAUGGGGCUUUUUCACUACAGUGACAUGGCGAAUUGCCAACUGUCUUGCAAAAUGUAACUAACAAAAAAAAAAUUCUGUGUGUUUAUCGCACUACUCAUAGGCAAGUAUAAUAACACUCUGUCACUCAAAUAUUUAAUCUAUGUAUUUAUAGGUAAUACCGGUCGUACUGUUUAUGUAUAUAUAGAGUUCUGCUCUUUAAAACAUAAUAAAUUCAGGAUGUGAACAAGAAGGAAAAUGUUCCCCUAUAUAAUAAAUACCUUUUAGCUCACGGUGAAAUGUUGCAUCUGUGAAGCUCAAGUUAACGCCACCAGACUCUUCCGUAGUUUUAAGUUCCGAUCUCCUAGCCUGCUUUUGAGUGCAUGUCUCCAAACGUAACUAAGUGCAAUUGCAGAAAGGGGGACGACUACUCUCAGAUGAAAGAAAUAGCUUCUAAGUAAAAUCACUGUUAUAAUAAAAGACACAGUUAUAGCCAUCAUUUUUAGAGCCCAUGAGUUAUAUUUUUAUUUGACAUCGACUUUCGUCUCCUAUAAAAGAAAAUCUGUUUGAGAAUUCUUUGAUGUAUUGGAAAAAAAUCCAGUGCAAUGGAAUUUUGUAAUGAACUGGUAUCGCCAUCAGCACAGACCACAAAGAAACUGUUUAGUGUCACCAUUGACUUUUGUUUACAGCAGCAAGCCUACUUAGAUUUGGGAAAGUAGAGUUGAGCUCGCAAGAUAACUAUAGUCACAUUAACAUAGGCCCUUGGAAUACAGAAACCUGUUUAAAUUUAUAAAUAUUUUUUGAUUAAACAAGAAUAGUUCACACAAAAUAAUAAAGGAUAGAUUAUCUUUAAAAGUGCCUAUAUAAUGAAAACUUUUCACAAUAAUAUGCAUUACAAUUUUUUUUUUUCGAGCAUCCUUAGAAAUCUCGAAAAAUGUGAAUAGUUACCUGCUUAUCCUUUCAGCUGGAACUUUGGCUAAUGAGAAUGUGCCAAGCAGAUCCUGCAAUGUUAAUGUGCCAAAUAAAUCCUGCAGUGCUAUAUUAUGAUUCUUGCCGAGAAUUAUGAAAUAGAUGGGAAUGUAUUCACUGAGCAGAUAGUUAUGGUAUAUUAUCAAUUGACUCGAGGAGGUUAGGCCAAAUUAAUAAACUGGAAAAAACAAAACAAUUAGAAUUAUAAUAAUUUAUUGUAUUUUACAUUUGGAUAUUAAUUCUGAAUAUUUGCUGUAAACCCAUUAUAACUAGCUGCUUAGUAGAUAUGCCUCUGUAGAAUUGCUUUAAACACACAGGCACCUUGAAUUUGUUUACAUUUGUAUUGAUGCCAUAGGUUUAACACAUCCUGAUGGAGCCAUGGUAUAUGGGAAUUUCCGUCCCAGACCACACAAAUCUUGUAGAGAAGCAUGAGACUGUAAGAUUAAUGACCUUUGCUCAUAUUCCGCUAUUACUGUGACUAUACUGACGGGUUAUCUUAUUUAAAGAAUGGAACAGAUACUGCAGCAGGAAAUAUUUAAGUGCCACUUCUAAAUUCCCAAGGGCAGCAAGUGAAAGAACAAGAUUAUUCUGAUAGCUAAAGACUGGGAUUUGUGGUGAAAAAAAAUGAGGGGGCUAAAAAGCAUGUGCAAUAUCACAAUGACAGUAGACAGGAGACAUCAAAAAGGACUUGUUUAAAAUAGCGUUGGAAAUGUGCCUCUCAUUUUAUGCAUCAACAUUAUUUACGAGGAUUUGAACCCUUGAGUAUAGUUACAUAGUUACCAUAGUUACCAUAGGCUGAAAAGAGACAUGUGUCCAUCAAGUUCAGCCUUCCUCACAUUAGUUAUUUUGCUGUUGAGUUCUUGAAGCUUUACAUGUUCUGCAUAGAAAUAUUUGAGUAGAUUUUUUUUUUUUUUAAAACAAAUGUUUUGUGAUCUAACAUAGAUAUACAAUUGUGUAUUCCAGCAGCCAAAAGGGUAGGAAUUUCAAUUAAAUGUACCAUCAUAUGUAAUUUUUAAAGUAGCUAUUCCAUCUCACCUUAACUGGAGACAUGUAAAUAUGCAUCUUAUCAUGCUUAAGUAUGUGAAUGCAUUAUACCUAUUGAAACAUCUGAAAAUGAACUAUUCCUCCAUUUAUGUCAAUGUUCCAGAUCCCAGAUUCAAAUACCUUAUGCAAGAUUUGAUGAUUAGAUUUUGAGUAUGGAACGUAUCUUAGGCACUAACUGAAAUAUCUAAAAGAGAGAAAAUGUUGCGCACUUGUUAUACAGAUCCAUAGAUUGCAUAUUUACUGGAGAUUACAAAAGUGUUCCAAGUGAAGUGGUUUAUUUUACUCUUUCAAAACAAGAAUCUCUAAUAUAGAUAGUUCAGUUUUGUUGUAUGUGAAAACCUUUCUUGAGCUUUAGUGUUGUGUUUAUAUUUGCCAUAAACUAGGAGGAAUGUUUAGAGCAUUAGGUGGCGCUGUUGUAAGUGAUAGCAUAGAAUGAGGUCAGUUGAACUACCAAUUAUUCUGCAUUGUUCUAAUUUAGAAAUGCAGAUGGCAACAUACAAUUCUCUGUAUAAUGAGCUUGUUGCAUUAGAAUUCUCGAAAAGAAAGGAAAUGAGUUGCCUUCUGAUUCAGUUAGAUCCAUAAUAUGUAUAGUGAGAUUUCCAAAUCCUACUUUGAAUUUAUAUUUUAGCCAAGAAGACCUGGUGUCAGUACAUCUUACCAACAAGUAAGACACAGGGUUACAUAUCUUUAGAAUGGGCAGUUUUGUGCUUAUCUCUAAUUCAUACUUUUGAGUGCUUUGAUGUAGGACUAUCACAAGGUGAAGUUAUUUUUCAUUAGACCAAGCAUGUAGAAAAUUGCACUAGAUUGCUAUUGUAUAGCAAAGCUCCCCUCAGAGAAAUGAGGUUCACCGCCAGGGCAAAGCCUUACUGUGGAUUUUUAUUGGAGUCGCCAUUAGGCCAAUGCCCGGUCAAAGCACAUAGCAUCACGUCCAUCUGAGCCAUUAUACCAUGAGAGUGGAGUAUUUUCUAAUCCGUAGUGUUAUAUUCCAAACUGUCAGUUAACAUUAACUCAGUCAGUGGUGAAAUCUCCCCACCAAGAGAUGAACUCUGCCUCAAAAUGAUGUUUUCCACUUCACUGCCACUUGUACAUCAAUUACCAGGUCAUUAAUAUCAUUGCAUGCAAUUAGAGCCAGUAGAGCACACGUGUGUUUUUUUGUUUUUUCUCUUACCAUGAACCUUUGUAAGCCAGGGAAUUCAGCUGGUAGAUUCAAAUUACUAAAGACACACCGGAUUUGUGAAAGAAUAUUUUAUACCAAAAUAUUGGUAAUGAUUAAUUACAGUUCCAGUUGGUCAUCUCAUGGGUAGAAACAAAUAACAUGCACCGAUACGGUUGGUCUGGAACAAGUUAAUUUGUUUAACUCCUUUAUUAUGAGAUGCUGUUUUCUAUUUCAGAUCUAUGAGCUUGCAUUGACAUAGAUUAUAUAGUGGCUGUAGAAUAUAUUUGCACUUCAUAAAUCUUCAUAUUGGACAGCAGUGAGACAGUUCUUGUAUUUACCAUGAUUAUGAUUUAAGAAUGGAAGGGCUUCAGGGAAUGGGGUUAUCUGACCCUUUUACAACAAUAGAGGAUAUAAAAAAAUCAUUACUGACCCUCCAGUUUGUUCAUUACCCUUUUUAACUGCUAUAUAAAUACCGAGAGAUGGUUAUUUAUACACUAACCUGCACUUAAAAAGGUCCAAUAUUAGUAAAUAAAGUAAAGCAAACAAAAAAUGUGACUCUAACGGCAUUCUUAGUUUGUCUACAGCUUGUGCCCCAACAUAUGUUUAAUCCUGCUUACCCGUUCCUAUUCACCAAGGCUCUUUAAACUACAUUGGUUUGUUGAAAUGUACCUGUAUACUUUAAUUCCACAUUGUAGAAUGCUGUGGAAUAUGCUUCCGUUGAUAAAUAGGAGAAAUAGUUUCAAUAACGUUUUUUUUUUACUUUCUAGUUAUUUCCCAGCAGUGCUUAGUUUGUAUCUGUUUCUAUCAAUCCACUUUAGCCAUUUUAUGUCCAGUGACACAGCAUAUGUAUCUUCAUAUAAAUGUCUACUUGUGGUGCUUUAAGGGUUAAUUAUUUGAACUCUUUAUUUAUUUAUCCUUCCUACAACAUUACAAUGUAACUGAACAUUUUUAGUGACCUGUUUGGCAUAAUAAAAUUACAUGCUAAGAUUUGCUGCUAAGAUGCAUUUGAGCAAGUGUUUACACGCAGUGAGUUAGUUGGAUGACAGAAUCUAUAUUAAUCUAGAAACAAGUGAGGCACUAGAUCGCUAUGGCAAUAAGACACUAUUUUCCCCAAUCUCCGCUGGAUAUUAUGUGUUUAAAUAAGAAAACCUCCCUUGUCUUUGCUGAGUGCAGAAGAAGAGAUACAAUUUAUUACUGCUAGGACUAUUUGAUCUUCUUGAGAGAAUGCAGGCAUAUGGGGCUCCGGCCUGGGAAGGUACUUGUGUCCUUGUCACUCUCUUACUCUUUCUUUGCUAUCGGCAAGGAUGCUAAGAGCGGUACAACACAAAGACAGCUGUGGCCUGAGAAAUCUGUGCUCAUUAAAUCAAGACACUCUGGUUUAAAAUGAUUCUAGUAGCUAUUCAAAGGCCAGUACACAAGAAAUAAUUAUAAUGGUCUCUUUGCGUUUGCUCUGUGAAAUGGUUAUGAUGGCAAAAAGGAGGAGUUGAAAAUUCAGCUUUUCUCCCCACCCCCCAAAAGAAAUGUCUUUAUUAUACAGCUCCAAUUACAAUUAAUGGGAGGAGAGAUUAGGUUACGCUCAGGAAUAUUCAUAAGCUCCCACUAUGCCUUUUGUUUCAGCACAAGAAUUCCCCAUUAUGAGAUGAGAUCUGAAGAUAUAAACUGUGACGCUUCAUUGAUCUUUCUCAAAAGCAUUUCAGAAAUCCCUUGUUUUAAAAUGUUAUGCUAUUUUUUUUUUCUAUUAGUUAAGAACAGGGAGAAAUGUGAAUUUGGCAUUGUACACCUAGCAUUAUCAAUAAAAAAAUAUACAUUUCAGCGAAUGGUUCUGGCAAUUAACCUCUUACAAUCCUACAUUAUUUCAAUAAUGUAGAAACUGCGCAUGAUUACUAAUGCAGGUUUUUAGUGGGUGAGUUUUUGUAAUAUUACAUUUGUUUCCCUAAUUAACUAAAAAUAUUGCCUGUCUUGCUGUGUAAAAGAAAAGUAUAUUUUCCUGAAAACCUAUCCAGCUGUAAUGGAUACCCACUGGGCUGCAAAAUGGCCAAUUAUUUUUCUAUAUAUUAUAUUUUCUUUAAGUCUUAUUAUGACUAUAUUUAUCAUUAUUGCUUUCCCAGUUCUACUGUGCAUUGUAGAUCUGAGUUUGAACAGUCACUUUUUGUAAUUUGCUGGUACUCAGAGAGUUAAAUUAUACACAGCUGUAUUAAAACCUCAGUAAACAGAGUACCGGCAUUUGGAAGUCUUUUUUUCCAUAAUAAUGUACAAACAGUAUUAGACUUUGGGGAUCUAUUAUCUAAACAGUCGUCAUGUGUUGGCAAAGCAUAGUAAAAAUAUAUUCAUCAAUUUAGCAGAAUACUUUUUGCAGGUCAGUUGUCCACUUACCUAAACUGACUGUUAAGUGAGUAGAUCUCAUAAAUCUUCAUUGCACCUGUCAACCCAUCGAUUCAGAGAUGUAUACACCCAGGUGUGGUAAACCAAAUUAUUUGUUAAAAAGUGUAACCCUUUCCUUGUCAGGGAAGACAAUACACUUUGGACACUGUUUUUUUUUUUUUUCUUUGUUAGCUCACUUUCAGUGUUCUUGCCUUUUUGUUUUUUUUCAUUGGGAAUAGGAUAGAAGAUAGCAAGAUCUCUUUAAAUACAUUUUUAAAUGCCAGAUUCGGGGCUGUGUUUUAUAAAUACCAUUCACAAUACAGCCCUACAAAGAAAUUAAUUAUGUAAUUUUGUCAUGGACAUUUAAUACAGUAUACAGUGAUGCAUGCCCAACUUUUUGUCACCAUAUACUACUUAAAGGUCAGGUUGGCCAAAACAAGGAAAAGCAUCAUGGGAGUGGUAGAUAGGCAACAGCUAGUGUUCUAAAAUUUGGCCACCCUGUUCUAAGAGUAUGGUAAAUCUCCUGCGACUGCUGGUUUUGCUUAUAUUGUUGUUCUCCAUUCCAAUUUUUAGAAAUGAGAGCCGGGUCACUACUUUCACAUUAAUUAAGCUGAUAAACCCAACAGUGUGCCCUGCUGGUACUUUAUAAGGGUGUGAGACAAAUGAGAGCAACCAGAGCAUGCUCGCAUGGUCUUGCCGCCAAAGGAUUUUCUUUGAUAAAAGAGCUGUGAGCUUGAUAAUCCUUUUGAAGCGGACAUUAGAUCAAGUACAGCUUGCAUUAAGGAUUGCUUCUUAUUAAUGCUUGAUUCCAAAGCCUUUCACUUUUUGUUAGUGAGUGGAAAGGAUUUCUUUAACAGAGUCUACAGAUGUAUAUUACGUUCUUCCCCUCUCUCCCUCCUCUUUUUCCCACUCUCUAUCUUGCUCUCUCUCCUGCAGAAACGGAUAUGACUGCAGAUAUAUAUAUAUAUAUAUAUAUAUAUAUAUAUAUAUUAGUUUAACUAAACUUUAAAAACCCAAUGUAAUUUAUUUCACACAAUGAUUGCAUUGCCACUUAGAUUGAAUAUAGUUUCAAAAAUGUAAUGCUGGCAGUAAAUAGUUAAACCUGUGCUGGAACUCAAACUGUGCACAAUACUGUCAUCCUGAAGAGAAAACUUGUUUUUCUCUUUCCGUUAGUGGCAAUAUUUUAUUUAUUUUCCGUUCAAUCCGUGUGAAUAAGUAUAUGUACAGGUUUAAAUUCAGGCAGCUUAAUGCUCGCUCUGAUUAGUGUUGUGUUACUAUCUUGAUUGGCCGAAAUCAGCCAAGAUCUAUGCAGCAGCUAAAUCUCCUGGGAGGCAACGUAAUAACGAUCAAAUGAAGACAUAUUAAAAUGUAAUAUUACUUUCUUCCAUGGGGACUAUAUAAAAAUCAUAGCCAGAAACAGCUUGUGCUUGCUGCUCCUGUUUCAACUGCUGAUUCAGUAUCUUUUUUUUUUUUCUCUUCAUUUUGGGAGACGUCUUUUAAAGACUAGAAAGAAUAUUCAAGGUUUCACUUAUAUUUAUUGUUCGGCAGGUUCACUAUAUGUAUUUUUGGAAGCUGAAUAAAGUGGAAAUGUUUUUUAAUUUCAUUUUUCUAGCAAUCUUUUGUUUUUCAAAUUCAAAUAUAUUAAAUUGAUACAGAACAGUAGGAGCCUAGCACCAUAGUGAACUAUGGCACCAAAAAACAUUCUAUUGGCCACCACCAUCCAAUGCUUAACAGGUGCCAGUUGUAAAACUCUUUCCAAUAUUGUACGCAUGUUUCUGUGAGCCCCACUGACUUGGAAGCUUUAUCAAUUUUUAUUUCUUCCAAUUUUCCUUUUAAUUAUGAUUUAGUCAUGCCUGCAAACGUAAUCUGUUAGUAACGGGAACUUUGGAACAUCUCUCUGUAUUUUAUAUAGGGCCGAACGACUAGCUCCAUCCAUUGUUAGAUAUCAGCAACAAAUCUGCUUACCUUACGUCUUAAGAAUGCUGAAAUUUCAAUCUGAAUUCCAUAAUUUAUACGGCGACUAUAAUUAAAGCAGGAAACGGGUACUGAAUUUUUAGUGCAGUGUCUGAAUUUUUGCAAACACUAAAACACAAAUGGUGCUGCCCCACCAAUGAACUAAAAAUCAAUAAUUUCAGAGGGCCUUCUUUGUCUAUAUCUUACAUGGAUACAGCAUUGAAAUGGCACGCUUACUCCUAACUUUUGAAUUCUACUUUAGAGUCAUUGGCCACUUUUUCAUGGACCCUCAUAUCUAAACACACAUGAAUACCUUGCUAACAUACAUACACAGAACAGAGUUUAAUUCUGUGUUUUUAGUUUAUGUUCUAUCACUGACCAUAGCAAUCACAUAACAUGAGUUACUGCUGUUAAAAGAGUACAUUUUUAACUCUACUAUCCUAAAUUCUAUGCAAAGUUCAUUUUGCACCAGUGUGCACCAGAAUUAAAGUCUGGAGAAGUCACUUGGGUGUUAUUGAUUAAAAUAAGACAGAACAGGUACCUCAAGCUGCUUAUAUAGCCAAGUUUUGCUAAAUGCCUUAUUGUUAUGUUAAAGGAUCGAGUGAAAAUCAGCUCCAGCCUGGAGUAUCCCUUUAAAUUUCAGUAUUUUCAUACACUAAACAUGCUUAAUGUAAAAUGUAUCCAGCAAACCUUGUUUUGGACACCCAGAGCCAACUUCUGAACUGUUAAAUCCCUCUGAGUUGCCAAUGAUGGCAUUGGUUCUGCACAGGAUGUUUCAAACCAUGUGUAUUAAAUCACUGAAAAUGUAUUGGCAGUCGUUCCAGCUCAGAAAUCAUACACACUUUAUUUAUUUUCAUGUCAGCAGCACACCAGUUAAAUAAAAUACAGCCUACAAUAUUCAAUAAGUCUAAUUUAUAUUAUAUGUAUUAAAAUAUCCAGAAAUCAUGCUUUAAAUGAAAGGGAAAUUAAGUAAUAAAUUAGAUAUCUUAAGUUCCAGGAUAACAGAAGACAUAAUAAAAAGCGUUAAUGUUCAAGCAAAGCUUAAUAAAUGAAAAAUUCAGUAGUGCUUUGUUCUUAGGACAACAAAAAUCAACAGCAAAUGAUAAAAUAAUUGAAGCAAAUACUCUUAAAGUAGGAACAGCUUUCAGCCUGAGGCAUUGUAAAUUGCACAUUCCAUUUCCAGAUUUGCCUCAGCGUUUUAAGGUUCCUUGGCUAUAACAUUUGCAAAAACAAAGCAUUUGGAAUAUUAAUUCCCUUUUAAAUAGCAGGAAAUUAAUGUUGUGAUUUUAUGACUGAACCAGAACUGAUCCAUUGUAACCUGAGCACCAAAUGGGACUCCUGACUGGGAGUAACAGGGUAAGUGACUGGUAACUCACUUCUUAAAAUGCAGUGUUAUUAAGGCGUACCAUAGAGAAAACCAAACAAGCUAUUUCUGUUUUGAUUAGAAAAUGUGUUUUUAAUAUAAUAUAAUUUAGAACAUGUUGGGAUAGUAAACCUUCAUAUAUGUACAUAGUGUCCAAAAAAGUUAUACCCUUUCUAAUCAUGGCUGUUGCUGUUGAAAAAGUAAAUAGAACAACCAUCCCAAUAUCUAGGCCUAGAAAUGACUGGGAGUUUCGGGCAUCUUUUAUGUUGGAUCAAGAACCCCUGUAUGAGUCACUGAGUCACUCCUGUGGCAUUCUGUGGAAUGAAGUCAUGAAAUUAUAUGAAACUUUUUUUUUUUUUUUAUCUGCUACUUUCAGGAAAAAUUUGUUAAAAUCACACUGCCUGAAAACUACCUCAUCAGACAUCACGCCUAGUUGUUUUUUUUUUGUCCAUACUGCUUUCUGGGUCAGUUUCUUUGUGUCCCUAAAAAACAAUAAAAAUGGAAAACUCAAAUAUAUAAUAUCAAUUUGCCUAUUUCAUGUUCUCCUAUGUUCUAUUUUUAAAGGUGAUCCAGCCAGUUAACUAGAAUGCUGCAUAUAAUUUGUGGUAACCGUAAAAGCAACUAACAAAUAAAAAAGCACACCCAUUUAUAGCUGAAUAUUAUAAUAUGCUGUUUCCAGAGGUUUAUAUUUUUCCCUCUGCUGCUCAUUUAAUGUUGAAAUGUCAUUUAAAAGCUGUACACCAGCCACACAAUUGUUCUCAGUGCUAGUUUCUAUAGUGACAUAGCUAGCCAUUUUAGGGUUUUGCUUUAAAUGUCAUUGUCUGGUACUUAGAAUACAAAAUGGCCACAGAGACUACCCCUUAAAUAUCAGAAAAGGCCUCAAAGUCAUUUCGUGUGUUUGCUUAAUAAAAAGUCUUUCUUGUACUCGUGAAUAAAAAGAAAAAAGGAAUUCAUCCAGAUUACUGGUGUUCUGAAUUUCCCCACAGAGGUUGUUACAAGUAGUCAGUUUUAAUUAAGGGUGUAAUGUGUCUCUGGCCUUUCGCUAUGCUACAAGAUGAAGCUUCAUUUUGAAGAUGAGCUUCGAAAUGCCCAAAGCUGUUUUAGGUGACAAUGAAAGUACUGUGAUCUACUAUAUAUAUAUUAUUUUAUUUUAUUUUGGUCUACUAUAUAUAUAUAUUUUGUUUUUGUUUCUUUGUUUUCUUUUUAUCUUUGUUAAAAAGUAAAAACUCCUUUGGCAAACAAAGGUAUAAAUGUAACUGCUCUCAUACUUUACUGAAAACAAUGAAUAUAAAUCACUAGAAGUCCAGCAAACCUACUUGAACAGUGUUUUUUUUUAAUAUUCAUUACAUGUGGUUGUUAAAAUCAGUAUUACUUGUUUUGAGAAAGAUUUACAUUGGCAUUCUAUUAUACACACCUUUUUCCUUGAAUUAGAUUGUGAAGGCUGCGUAAUAAACUGUUCUAUUGAUGCUCUAGCUCCAGAUGUGACAUGAACCCCUUGUGGGGUUAAUGAAGACAGGACUGCUAGGUGUGUGUAAGGGUUUAUUUAUAGACUAUUGUGGUGAUACCAAAUGUCUAACAUGUUCAUACCUCCUAACUGUGCCUCGGCUGGAAUCCGGAAGGGGACGGACCUUUGGAGGGAGAGUCGCCCGAGACACAUCUUGUUUAACUGGUGAUGCCCCUAAAUGGUGCCUCUAAAUGGGUGAUCCUGCCCAAAAAGUAGACGGUACCUCCACUGGUUUGGCAUGUGUGCCUUGCACUAAACACACCAGUAUUCGAUACAGUUUCCUUCAUAGAGGAAUAUGCAGAGAGCGCUGCUAAAGUGCUCUCUGCAUGAUCCUAGUGCUCUCUGCACAGUGUGAGCACGUCUGUUGAUACACUCAUGCUGUGUUGCCUGGGGACCUCAAAUGCAGGACACCAGGGAAUAAAAAAAGCGGGACAGGAUCCCGAAAGUGGACAGUUGGGACACAUGCUCGUUCAUUAUUGCUCACCACAAAUUAAUGGUUGCAAUAAUCCAAGCAUGGCCCACACACACCAGUGCCAUGCUGAUAAACCUCAAACUCCUAACGCAGUAAAAAUAGGCAUUGGUUCAUAAUCUGGGUAAAGCAAACACCCCCUCCACCACCAAACAAAUAAUCAAAAAUAAACUGAUAAUAAAUUAGCAGACUAAACUAAUGUUUAUGCACUUUUUCAUGGCAUUUUGUGAUUGUUGUGAAAAAACAAUCUUACGAUAUGUGAAUGCGGCACAUUAUUUGUUUAUAUAUAAUGUAUGUAUAUGUAAAAUAUAUUGGAUUUGUUGGGGCAGGGGCACCAUGCAGUUUUCAUUAAAUUAAAACCGUCUCAUCUACAGUUACAGCACAGUAUUGAGGUUUUCUGCACCUAUUUCUUCUCUAUCUUGCUAGCCUUUACAUCCGCAAAUAGGUUGUAAAAAACACUUUUAUCACAGACACAUUUGAUUUAUGUCUUGGGCUGCUGCUUGGUAUUGAUUUUUGUUUCCGCAAAAAAAAACAAAAAAAAAAAACCCGAUGUCUCCAUUAUUUUGUGAGUCUUGUGUUCUAGUGUCACGCUGUCAGAUAUACUCAUAGAUUAGAUUACUAUUGCUAGUUUUUUUUCUUUUCUUUUUCUGAGAAGGAUUUAAAAUAAAAAUGGAUUUGAGAAAAUGAUUCUAGAAAAGCAACACUGUAGAAGUAUAUUGGAAUGUAAAACCUACAAAUGAAUACUUUAAAGAGAGUCCCAACAAAUGUCUGCACUGUGUGUUUGUGUGUGUGUGUGUGUGUGUAUGUGUGUGUGUAUGUGUGUGUAUAUAUAUAUAUAUAUAUAUAUAUAUAUAUAUAAUCUUCACUCAGAAUGUUUAUGCAUAUUCUUUAAAAUUAGUGCUACCAUUUUUCUUAGUUCUGUUCAGUGGAUAUAAUAAACAAAUCAAACAUACUGAGCAGAAUAGUUAUAUGACAUGAGGAAGGCCAUGAUUAAUGUCUAGAUGAAGUGCAGUAUAAUUACAUAUGUAAAGAGUGAUUUAUCCAUAAGAGAAGGAGCAAUGGCAGGUCUAUCUGUUUUAAAAAAAAUAUUUUAUGUAUUUUAUUUUAAAGAGACACUAUAGUUGCCUAGAACACUUCAGCUCAUUGAAAUGGUCUGGGUACAAUGGCCCUGUCCCGUUUAAUCCUACAAUGUGAAACAUUGCAGUUUUAGGGAAACUGCAAUGUUUACAUUGCCUCACUAUAACAGACUCUAGUAGCGGGUGUGUUACAAGGAUUUUUAACCCCUGCAGCGCAGAAGGGGUGGUGGUGAGAGUGGGAGGGACAUAUUUGUAUUCCUAGUAUCCCUUUAAGUGGCUACUGUAGCAUAAGUAGUUUGGGUGAAACAAACUAGGAAUAAGAUCUGCAUGAGGUGAGACAUAUGUACACUGUAGUAUGGAGAGGAGUUAUACAAUAAGUUUGUAUGGAUGUUUAGUGACUUAACAAUAGGGUAAUUCUGGUAAUUCUGGUAGUAUGGUCAGCAGGACAGCUCUAAAGAAGACAGCUCUUCUUCUAGGUGAACUUUAGAGGCCCAUGUACGAAUAGUGAGCUAUGGUAGUUGAAGAGGAGCCUGCAUGUAUAUAUAUAUGUGUAUGCAUUGUAAAAGUGAAUAUGAUACUUGAUGUGUAUAUAUAAAUAAAAGUAAAUGAUGUAUGGUUACUGUGAAAGGCACAAAGUUGCAUACAAUAGAUGGAUGGGUGUUACAAAACCUUUAUACUCAUACAAUGGGAAAAUGAGGAGUUCAGACAAUUACUGGAUGCUGCACAAAGGUCUUACUUCAGAAAUAAGCUAUUAUGUGAUGCUAAAUGCAAGCUUGAGAAGUAGUUCUUUCCAUGAGUGUUUUUUAAAUAUGCAAUGUACCGAAUGAAGUUCUAAUGUUCCAUGUAUACAAUAUACACACUGCAGAUCUAUAUCAGUGUAUAUAAACUUUAUAUACAAAUAUAAGAAUCUGAUUGUUCUAAUUGUAUCCCUAUUUGUAUAUAAGGCAUAUCAUAUUUAAAAUAAAAAAGGGUUAAUAUGGUUUCCUGCCAUAGUCCACCUUACAAAUCUGCCAUUUAAUGCUAAACCUCUUAUGGAAACAACUGUACUCCUCAAGCAGGCGUGUUACAUAUUGUAAAAUCAAACAAGCAUGUAAAAACAAAAAAUGUAACAGGGAAAGACUAUAUUACUGUUAAUGGCAGCAAUUAACUGAUACACCAUUAUUGUGAUUUCCUGGUAUUAUUUGGACAUAUUGUAUUCAUGGUUUUGCAUGCACGAGCUGAUGUCUCCUAAUUGCCCGAAGUCAUUUGCCAAAGCAAAGUUGCCAAAAACAAGCCUAGAGACAAAAUGGUCAUAAUUGUAGAAGUAACAUGUGACGGGUAUUGACAAUUGCCUUGGAUCUCUUUUCUAGCUACAUCAAAUGGCUCCAUAGAGGGUGUGGAUAACCAGGAGGGAGGAGUCUGCGUAACUAAAGCCAUGAAGAUCCUUAUGAAAGUCGGGCAAGGUGAGACAAUUUUUAAUGCUCUCGUCUAUGUGAUAAUGUGUGUGCACUGUACUUCAGAACCCUUUCUUUGAAAUGUUUACACGAGUAGUGAAAUAAUGCAGACUGGCCUGCUUGAGCUCGGGAGUAUUUAAAGCUACUGUCCAAAUACUUAUGGGCGACACUAUUGAUAAACUAUGUGUCAAAAAUGAAAUAUAUUUCUAAUUAGAACUUGGUUUUGUAGUCAAUCAACUAGCUCCGUUAAAUUGAAAUGUCAUCUGCAAAGCUUUGCUUGCCAACUGUGAGAAUCCCCAUAGUUUCUGCAGAUGGUCUUGCAAUCUCGACGUCUAAAAUAACUUGCAUUACAUGUUUUCUUAAAGUAAACCUUUAAUUUAUGCUUAUUAAAGUGCACAGAUAAAGUCCCUGUUUGGACUUGAUAUAGCUGUCUGGCACACUUUCAUUUGUGCAUGAUAUAUAUAUAUAUAUAUAUAUAUAUAUAUAUAUAUAUAUUUAAUUGUUUCUGACUAGUGGUAGGAAUCACCUUUGACUCAAUACUUUAGUUUUGAAUGCAACAGAAUGUUGACAAAUUGCAAAUAUCUCUUUUGAGGUAGAAUGAAGCAAGCUUAAAUAACUGUUCUAUUAUUAUUAUUAUUAGUAUUAUUGCCAUUUAUGAGCUACAAUCCACCUUGUCUUUUAUACAUAAGAACCUGAUGAACUGAUACAUCAAGGGUUGUUAAUAAAGAGCAAUUGUAGGACAAAGUGAUUGCCAUGAAUGUCAAUGGGAUGUUCCUACUGGCAACUCCACUAUUUGAAACCUCUGCCUUCAAUUGUUCUUUAUAAAUAACCCUCAUAUUUUUUUAAAAAUACACAGUGUAUAACCAUAUAUUUAUUAAUUUGUUCUGUUUUGUAGAUCCUGACUCUGGUUCCGGUAAAGAUGCAUUGCCAACCAGACGUCCAGAUCAAGAAUCAGGCACAAAUGGAAAAAGCUCUACAACUAGUCCAUUUGUCAAAGAUCCUGCAGGUACACACAUUUAUUUUUUAAACAGACAUAUCACCAUUCUAGAUGUUAAUAAAACUCACAUAAUUAAUCCUCUAUUGCUUUCUUUGCACCCACAGCAUACUGUGUAAAUAAUAUGUAACAUUGUUCAACUACGUGAAUAAUAUACACAUAACUUUAAAGGGACACUGUAGUCACUAUAACCAUUUUAUCUAAUUUAAUUGGGUGCAGUUGGUGGAGUGCCCUGGCGCUGUCACUCCAUUUGAUGUUAAACUAUUUUAGAGCAGUUAAACACACUUCCUUAUAGUCAUACCCGUUCAUACCGUCAGUUGGAGCUCUGGUAGGCUAAAAACAGUCAGCUGAAACUCUCAACCAAUCACAGCUGCCCAUUGCUGCUCAGGUUUAUACUUCCUCAUUAGGAAGCACAGAGGGGAUGGACUUCUGGAGACUCUUGUUUAGCUUUAAAACAUAAAAACAUUAAAAGCUGUUUAAUGCUGAAUUAAAUUAUGGCACCAGGGGAUAGACACUAUAACCAGUUUAAUGAGACUAAGCAGAGACAGUGCCUACAAUGUCCCUUAAAGCACAUUUACAACGUCCUUCAUUUGGUAGUAGUACAAAGUUUCACAUAGCGAGUUGACUUUUUUUAUUUUUAAUUAACAUUUCAUCUAAAACUUACAUUUUUGGAAAAUAUGUUGUGCGGCAAAUGCCCAUAUCUUAUAAUCAAAUGGGAGGAGUCUUAGGCAAUAUUGACUUCCUAUAAGGUUGCUUACUGUGCGUUAGUGUAUACGUGCUUAUUAAACUAAACAGCCUUUUCACUCGACCAGCAGGUCUGGUGAAAAAGUAUCAGAGAGGAUAGUACCAGUCUAUCCUGUAGAUUAGACAACUACAAAAUGGUGGAACACUAGGUUACAAAAACUGGUAAAUGUUGUGUACAGCAUAAAAUAUUACACAUGCUUAUUAUUCUAAUGAAUUCACAGCAUGCUGAGAGCAUUGCAUAUCAGAAUGUUCACUCUGACACUUUUUUUUUCUUUUACUGUACACCAGAUGUGCUUCCAUUUGUUUAGUUAAUUGUGUAUUAAAUAUGCUGAAUCAGUAAUAUUUCUACUAUGUUGCCCAAAUUAACUUUGGCUUUCAUGAAUGCAAAUAAAUUACUAUUCUGCGCUGAUACGGUCUUGAAAGCUGUAUCUAGUUCAUAAAAUUAUAUUGCACUAAUGAAUAUGCAGAGAUACCAAAUGCUAUGGCAAGAAGACAAUAGUACUGCAUACCCCUAGUGCAAUGAAUGUGUUGAUCAGUAUUUUGAACAUCCGUGACCUUAUCGGAACUACAGAAUUAUUUGUAGAAUUGCUACUUACAGAUCGAUGGUAGCUGAAUUCUACGACCUAAGCUAAGUUUAACAAACACAAUUAAAUAUGGACUUCAUCAGGACAUUUGCUACUCAUUUAAAGUUGUCUCUGGAAAUAGAUUCGAGCCUUAAUAAAUGUUAAGUCUAGGUUGACAGCUUUGUUACAAUUUCUUGAUAGAUGGUGAUAUAUAUAGCAAGAACAACAUGGUAUAGUGCCAGUUUUUCCAGACAGCCUUGUUUAAUAUUGAUUGCUGACUCCCACUGUUUGAAAACAACUACCUGAAAGGGUAAUUGCUUUGUCAAAGAUCAGUUGCCAGAUAGUUAAUUCUUUAUAUCCUGCAGAGAAUAAUUUUGCAGCAAAUGUAAGAUGGCAGCUUGGGCUAUUUUAAAUCUGUAUCCUCUGUUUCAUUUGCCUAGGUUCUAGCACACAAGGAAAAAAUGCUGGACAUUCAAGCAUCUUAGGAUCCGAGGUGGCCUUAUUUUCUGGAAUUGCUUCAGGAUGCAUCAUCUUCAUUGUCAUCAUCAUCACGCUGGUGGUGCUUUUGUUGAAAUAUAGAAGACGACACAGGAAGCAUUCACCUCAGCACACAACCACUUUGUCACUUAGUACAUUAGCCACACCAAAGCGUAGUGGCAACAAUAAUGGUUCAGAACCAAGUGACAUUAUCAUCCCUCUAAGGACUGCAGACAGUGUAUUCUGCCCUCAUUAUGAAAAAGUCAGUGGAGAUUAUGGACAUCCUGUUUACAUUGUUCAGGAGAUGCCACCUCAGAGUCCAGCAAAUAUUUACUACAAAGUUUGAAGAACAUAUGUGGUACCUUAUGACAUGUAGAGGACACUAAAGGUCCAUUGCUUUCUGAUGGUUUUUUUUGGUGAUUCUUUAUGCAUUAAAGUGGACUUGCAUAAGGAAGAGGCACAAGAGAAAACCCUUCUUCAGAGAGAGUCUCCAUGAGUUGGAUAGCUUAUGGAAUCUGUUUCCUGUAGGUAGGAAAAAAAAUAUUCACUGCAAGCUGGAAGACUUUAUAAAAGAUGCCCAUUCUGAUAGAUAUACCCUGGUCAUGUUCACCUUCCUUUAAGCCAUGAUCUCAAGACGUUCAAACAUAUACAUAAAGCCAGGUUACCAUGGAGCAAUUCAAGGACCUUAGUCAUUUUUAGGUAAAUUAAAGAUGCUUUAGGAUAUUUAUCUGGAAAGGCAAUCGACUCACAUGAAAUCUCAGCUUUCUCAGUGCAUACUGGAAUUGUCACAGAGGCCUGUUCUUCUAAGACUUUAAAGAUGUUUUAUUGCUGUUAGUCAAUCACUGAUUCAUUUUCACCUGUUGUCUUGAUUUCAUUACCAUUCUGUAAAUCAUAUUCCUUUUCACUCCACCUCCUUUAUCAUUAAUGGAAAAUUAAUCUUUGCAGUCUCUGCUCCAUCCAUUCCUUCUGCAGUCACACUUGAAUGGGUAAUAUAUUAUGGAAAUUGUGUUUGCUAAUACAGAGCCUUCCAGCAAGAACUUAGCCUGCCAGCACGGCAAGGAGUCCACAGUAUAAACUGCAGAAUGCAGUCCAAUGAUGCUGUCUCUAGACUUAAGCUUAAGACAGAAUCUUAUAGGCAGAAGAGCACUUUGGUAUCUCUGUUGCGAGUGACGAGAGAUACAACCAGUGGAACUAUGCUAAACAAAAGAAUUUACAUCCAACAGCAGAACGCAGCGAUCCGUAGUACCUUCACUACAGUAGAACAAAGAAGUAUUGUUAGACAAAUGAAUAAGCAGAUAGAGAAGGACAAAAGUAAGUUGUCAAUGUUGUGUUGAGGAGAUACUGGCAAUAAACAUAAGGAAGUUCUAUGAAACUCCUAGUCUGUUGUGUAUUAAUUUAUUGACAGGCUCAGGUGCUAUCUUGACCAUAUUAAUCCUCAGAUAGGGAAAGCUUUCAUGAUAAUAGCAGAAAGCCAAAUCCGACCUAUGGGUUUAAGAACCGAUGGUCAAAGAGCAGAUGUUUAUUCCAUGUUUUUUGUUUUUUUAAUAAUCAUUUUAGUUACUAGAUAAAAAGAGAUUUUUUUUUUUUUUUUACUAUUUGUUUGGAGAACCAUCUUAUCGGACAUAAGGAGUAUGUUUGGACACCAUUGCUUUGUGGUAAAGAUAUCCCAGUGGACUGCAACAUAGUUUUUUUGGUUUUUUUUUUGCAGUGGCUAACAUGGCAAUUCACUGGUGCUCUGUUUUAAAGAAAAGCACAUAUAAGUCAUAGGAAUAAAAUUAAUUAUUAAUAUGGAGAGCAGGAAACAAGUAAAAAAAAUUGCAAAAAAAAAAAAAAAAGAUUUAUUUAAUAGGCGUAUAGCACACGGGGAUAUAUAGUAAAAAGAUUUUACUAAUAUAUAAUUUAAAAUUGCACAGCCUGCCCCUCCAGAAGAUGUGAAAUCCAUUAUACAGCAGUUAAACAGUCUUUUGCAGAGCCAAAUGAAUUUGACCCUGCUUCUGGGGGAGAAAUAAAAACAUUUCCAAAAAUAACAAUAGUGAGAAAAUUUAGGAACAACAAAGACCUUGAAAGGCGUCUUGCACAAGAGCAGACUAGGAAGUUCAAACCCAAAAAAGCAGGAAAUCAGUGUUACUGCAUCAUGGAUCUAACAAUGACAAGAAGAUGCUCUGCAAAUUGUUUUCUGCAUUAUAAUUUCCUUUUGCCUUAAUGCAACAAUGCUAUGAGAAUUCAGGAGGUUACAGAGUGCAAUAUAUUUUCUUUCUCUCUUUCUUCCUCUCCCUCUUUUCUCUUUCUCUCCCUCUUUUCUCCUACAUUUAUGUGCUAUGCAAAACAGAUAUCAUCAACACAGUCCUGUUUCUAUGGUAACACUUUGCUCUCUGAAUCGGAAAGAAAAAAAAUUAGCAGCAUUUUGAGGUUCUUGCAUCUCUAAGGAGCACCUGCAAAUAUAAAUUGUCACAGCAAAGGUUGCUCUCUAUUUUCCUGAACCUUAAAAUGUUGACAUGAAUGCAUAGUUGUAAGGCCAGUUACAGGGUGUAAGGCAAGUCUUUCAUAGCUUGUACAACACCCACAUUAUGUACUUUGGCAUUUCUUUAUGUUCCGUGAAGAUAUUUUUUUUUGGGGGUGGGGGGGAGGGAGGAAAUAUAGAUUUUUUUUUUUUGUUUCUCCCAACAAAAGCAAGAAAGAUAAUUGGAAAUGAUUAACCCAUUCUGUACCACAGACCUAAAAUGGCUUCUGUAUUGCGGAAAGGUGCACACAUUUUUGUGUUUUUUAUUUUUUUUAGCAUUGGUUGGCAAUGUCAUUUUGUAUUAAGCUGUGAAAUCAGUUCCAUUGAUAAAACAAAGCAACCUGCAAGCAGUGUCAAACCUUUUACUUUUUGUCUGUUUUAUGUGUGACGCUGAAUGACAAUCUUCAAACUGUUCCCUUUUAUUUAGAAGCUGGUUCAGGUUUGGAACGUUUUUUGUAAAUGCCUUGCUUGUGAGAUCAUCUGAUCCUUAGUCAUCUGACUUAAGAAUUUGCACCAUUACGUCAAAGUGAAGAUGCUGUAAAUAUAUUGAGAACUGUGUCUGGAUUUGGGGUGUGUCCGUAGCCUUAUUCAGCUUUUUAAAUAUUAAUAUUGAGAAAAAUUACACAUGGGAAAAAAGACCGAAAAUGGAUUUUCUUAACCAGAUUGUGUAUAUAGAGCAAUGUUGGAUUUUUUUACAAAGUCUAAGCAAAAUGUUUUGUAUAAAAUUGAAUUUUUGCAAUGUAUUUAGCUACCGCUUGUUUAAAGGCAGUGUCACUUCCCUUUGCACUGUAAUGAGGAAGAAAAAGUUAAAAGGUUGCCAAAUUGCUGCAUAUAUGUGCCGUAAUUGUGUACCAUGAAUAUUUAUUUAAAAUAAUUUUUGUCCGAUUUUGUAAGUAACACAGUAUUAUGCCUGAGUUUAUAAAUAUUUGUUUCCUUUUUUUAAAAAAAAAAUAGCCUUUCCUAGGUUUACAAUUUUUGCUUUCGUUUCACAUUGUAUUUAGUCCUCCUUCCUGUUCCCGCCGAGACAACAAUGCUCUGAAAUUUCACAUUCCACGUCUGUUUGAAACUGAAUUUGUUCUUAAAAAAUAAAAUAUUUUUUCCUAUGGAA